Besnoitia besnoiti is the source of this 1626-nucleotide messenger RNA. RefSeq names its product aromatic amino acid hydrolase AAH2. Lineage: Eukaryota; Apicomplexa; Conoidasida; Eucoccidiorida; Sarcocystidae. The transcript is spliced from 9 exons. The coding region runs from base 1 to 1626 and encodes 541 amino acids. Gene Ontology annotation, molecular function: iron ion binding; oxidoreductase activity, acting on paired donors, with incorporation or reduction of molecular oxygen, reduced pteridine as one donor, and incorporation of one atom of oxygen. Gene Ontology annotation, biological process: aromatic amino acid metabolic process. The record is from RefSeq and is a predicted model, not a curated record.
AUGGCUUUUCGUACCCUUUCGCGCAUCCAUUUCUCCGCAGCACUGCUCGCAGUUCGGGGAGGCGCGCAAUCUUCCAUGUCUCAAGAACAGGGGCACCAAGGAGUGUAUCCUAGUCGCAGCGACCUCCUUGGACAGCGAGUUCUGGGCUUCGCGGCGACGCAAUUCACUACGUGUGCCGCUGGGUCAACAUGGGUUGUCAGUGCUGCGAAAGAGGCGCAAAAUGCCGGCGUUGAUCAGGGGGUAGAGGCGUCAUCGCGAAGGUCGAGCCUUAUCAGACAAACGCACCUGCGGCUCGACGAAGAAGGCGAAGCCUUCGCCUCCGCAAGCGAUGAGAACGAGUCGGCUGUAGCCACCAGUGCAUUCGGCAGUUCAAAGCACGGAAACCCACUUCUACGAAGGCUUCCAAUAAAUACAGUUUCCUGUGAAAUCGAGGACAGGGUGGGGGCCCUUUGCAACCUUAUCGGAAUCUUCGCGGCGCACAAUCUGAACAUCACUCAACUCAAGAGCACCCCCAAUCCCCUGGACCUGCGAAAAAUGACUUUUUCAAUAAGCUUCGAGGGAGACUGGGAAACUGAGAAAGUCAAGCAGCUGGUAGAUAAGCUAAAGUCCAUUUGUGUGGCCUUUGCUCGAGGAGCGCCGAAAGACGUCCCCUGGUUCCCUCGAUCUGUUGAGGACCUCGAUGGGCUUGCUUCUCACACUCUCGAGGCUUCUAAAGACCUGGAAGCAGACCAUCCGGGCUUCCACGACGCCGUCUAUCGCAAACGACGUCAGGAGAUCGCCGCCCUCGCGCAGAAUCAUCGAAGCGGACAGCCCAUUGGACUUGUUGACUACACUCCAGAAGAGGUCGCGACCUGGAAUCACGUGUGGGGGAUUCUGACAGAGCUGUACCCCACUCGAGCCUGCCGCGAAUACAACGAAGUCCUCGCAGAACUGAGAGAUGCUGGGCUCUACGGCCCAGACAGAGUCCCGCAGGUGGCUGAAGUUAAUGAAUACAUCAAGGGAAAAACUGGCUUUACGCUGCGACCCGUGGCAGGGCUCCUUGCUGCGAGAGACUUCAUGAACGCUCUCGCCUUCCGCACGUUCUUCUCCACGCAGUACAUCCGCCACCACUCUGCUCCCCUGUACACGCCAGAGCCAGACAUAAUUCACGAGCUGUUAGGCCACGCCCCUCUGCUGGCGAACCCGGACUUUGCAGAGUUCUCACAGCUGCUGGGCCUCGCUUCCCUCGGGGCUUCAGAGGAAGACAUCGUGCGUCUGCAGCGCUGCUACUGGUUCUCCGUCGAGUUCGGACUUCUUCUCGAGUCGACGCAGUCUCAUGGCUUGACAGCUUAUGGAGCAGGCUUGCUUUCAUCCCCCGGGGAGCUCCAACAUGCCACUUCUCCCACAAACACCAGACUGGCGAUUCACCGCUGGAGCCCAGAAGAAGCUGCGCGCCAGCAGUUCCCCAUCACGACUUUCCAGCCGGUGCUCUACGCGGCAGAUAGCUUGAAGGACGCGCGCGAAAUUCUUCUGCAGUACAUCCAGAACCACAUUCACACGCCCUUCUCGACGCGAUUCGACAGCCAAACUGGCACGAUACAGGUUACGACAGACGUGCGCUCGAGACCUGUAUCGCUCAAGUUUUAG